AUGGAAUUUUCAUUUUUAAACAAAACAAGCUAUGAUAAAGAUUGUCUGUACAAUUCCAAUUCACAACUGAUCAACAAUACGAAUGCAAGUACCGGAUUCGGAUCGGUGGCGAAUCACAUGAGCCAUUAUAAUUUAAUAAUCGAUUCGAAUUAUAAGCUGCGGGCCAAUGAGAACGUGAUUAGAAAUUCCUUUAGCCAAGAGUCCAAUAUACUAUUCUCCAAAAUUACAAAUGUUGCUGAGUUUUAUCCCGGUGCACAUAAUAUUACGCCUUUCAAUUCCGAUUUUCAACUUAAGUCAUAUGCUGAUGAAGCUUCAAGUCUGACCGACAAAUCGAAACAAAGACGAAUACGAACAACCUUCACAUCCAAUCAACUAAAUGAACUUGAAAAAAUAUUUUUGGAAACGCAUUAUCCAGAUAUAUACACAAGAGAAGAAAUUGCUUCUAAAUUACAUUUAACAGAAGCGAGAGUUCAGGUUUGGUUCCAGAAUCGUAGAGCAAAAUUUCGCAAACAAGAACGGCAUGCCAUCUAUAUAAUGAAGGAUAAGUGCUCGAAAAUGGAAAGCCGACAGAAUACGAUAUCUGGCACACAAUCGUAUGAUGUGCCACUGAACGGAUCUCAAAAUGCAUGCCAAAUAAAAUGUUUUUAUGAUAAAAUAUAGAAAGAAAAA
Messenger RNA from Drosophila grimshawi, 669 nucleotides. It is a transcript of the gene PHDP, whose product is annotated as paired mesoderm homeobox protein 2B. Gene Ontology annotation, biological process: regulation of transcription by RNA polymerase II. The record is from RefSeq and is a predicted model, not a curated record. Lineage: Eukaryota; Metazoa; Arthropoda; Insecta; Diptera; Drosophilidae. The coding region runs from base 1 to 660 and encodes 219 amino acids. Gene Ontology annotation, molecular function: RNA polymerase II transcription regulatory region sequence-specific DNA binding; DNA-binding transcription factor activity, RNA polymerase II-specific. The transcript is spliced from 3 exons.